Molecule: messenger RNA, 2144 nt
Organism: Salvia miltiorrhiza (redroot sage)
Lineage: Eukaryota; Viridiplantae; Streptophyta; Magnoliopsida; Lamiales; Lamiaceae
Product: lysine histidine transporter-like 8
Exons: 5
Coding region: 401-1960 (519 amino acids)
Cellular component (GO): plasma membrane
Source: RefSeq, a predicted model, not a curated record
UCCAAUGAAAUAAUGUGUUUCAUCAGACACUUAGAAAUAGUUUUAUGAAAAUAAAUAUUUUUGGACAUGAAUAGUAGGUAUAUAUUUAUGGAUUAAAACAUAAAGCAACAUAAAGGAGGGAGUUUGUGAAUAGAAUUUGGUAUGGCAUGAUAGCGAUUCCACGCCGAGUCCCCCACCCACUCCAGAUUACUCAUUCAUGCCUCGCUACAAUUUCAAAACUCCAGUCAGACCUCAGACUCACAGGUCCCACCUCUCUCUCUCUCACCGAGAUUCGCGCAUAAAAGCAGCAACUCGCAAAAAGAGAGCGCAGCACGCCAACACAGAUUUCCCAAAUCGAUUGGCAUGUAACCCCCCCCACUGAGCUGCGACCAUAACCCAAAACCCAAACAAGGAUCACAUUAUGGAGGAGAGACCAGAAACGGAGUUGAUAUCCAUACCGGCGACGCCACGCGCCUCGACGCCGGAGAUACUGACUCCGUCGGGGCAGAGGUCGCCGCGGAAGGAGGCAGGGGUGAGCACCGCCAAGUCGUGGACCCCGACGUCCUUCAUUUCCCCCCGGUUCCUCAGCCCCAUCGGCACCCCCAUGAAGAGGGUGCUGGUAAACAUGAAAGGCUAUUUGGAGGAGGUCGGCCACCUCACCAAGCUCAACCCCCAAGACGCCUGGCUCCCCAUCACCGAGUCGCGCAACGGCAACGCCCAUUACGCCGCUUUCCACAACCUCAACGCCGGCGUCGGCUUCCAGGCCUUGCUGCUUCCCGUCGCCUUCUCUUUUCUCGGAUGGAGUUGGGGGAUAAUAUCGUUGAUCAUAGCCUACUUCUGGCAAUUAUACACGUUGUGGAUACUUGUUCAGCUGCACGAAGCAGUUCCAGGAAAAAGAUAUAACCGAUAUGUAGAACUAGCUCAAGCAGCGUUUGGGGAGCGGUUAGGUGUCUGGCUUGCUCUAUUUCCAACCGUUUACCUUUCAGCUGGGACUGCAACUGCUCUAAUUCUGGUUGGAGGAGAGACCAUGAAAUUAUUCUUCCAGAUCGUGUGUGGUCCACUGUGUUCCUCGAAUCCUCUGACAACGGUUGAGUGGUAUCUGGUAUUCACAUCUCUGUGCAUCGUGUUAUCCCAACUCCCAAAUCUCAACUCCAUUGCAGGGCUCUCACUUGUAGGCGCUGUCACGGCAAUUACAUACUGCACCAUGGUGUGGGUGCAAUCUGUUAGCCAAAAACGACCCCCCUCCAUGUCAUAUGAACCAAUCUCAAUGCCUACCUUAACAGCUUCCUUUUUUUCUGUCCUCAAUGCACUUGGAAUCAUAGCAUUUGCUUUCCGAGGCCACAACUUAGUCCUGGAAAUUCAGGCAACAAUGCCGUCAACCUUCAAGAAACCAGCUCAUGUGCCAAUGUGGAGAGGAGCAAAGGUUGCCUAUGUCUUCAUAGCUAUGUGCAUAUUUCCUGUUGCAAUUGGAGGUUAUUGGGCUUACGGAAAUCUCAUGCCUUCUGGAGGAAUUCUAAAUGCACUGUUUGGAUUCCACAGUCACGACAUUCCUAGGGGCCUUCUCGCUGUAACGUUCCUUCUUGUUGUCUUCAACUGUUUGAGUAGCUUCCAGAUCUACUCGAUGCCAGUAUUUGACAGCUUUGAAGCAGGUUAUACGAGCAGGACUAACCGACCAUGCUCAAUCUGGGUCCGGUCUGGUUUCAGAGUGUUCUACGGGUUUGUCAACUUAUUCAUAGGCGUUGCACUCCCGUUUUUGUCGAGCCUUGCUGGUUUACUAGGAGGACUUACUCUUCCAGUCACGUUUGCGUACCCGUGUUUCAUGUGGGUUCUCAUAAAAAAGCCAGCCAAAUACAGCUUCAACUGGUAUUGUAACUGGAUUCUUGGAUGGUUGGGUAUCGCCUUUAGCUUGGCCUUUUCAAUCGGUGGCAUUUGGAGCAUGGUCAACAGUGGCCUCAAGCUCAAGUUUUUCAAACCAAACUGAUGGUUGAGAAGAGAUGCUACCCUAUCUUCUCUAAGGUAUUUGGAGUUUAUAUGAUGGAUGUUAUCGUAAUGUUUUGAUCCUAAUGAAUGUAAGCUUCCCAGGUUUGAGUUGAGAGAAACUUGUGUGAUAUUUCUGUCAGAAUUUAUGGUUUUCAAGUGGAAAUUAAUAUCGCGUUUUCCGUUUA